Molecule: messenger RNA, 2236 nt
Organism: Strigops habroptila (Kakapo)
Lineage: Eukaryota; Metazoa; Chordata; Aves; Psittaciformes; Psittacidae
Gene: CISD2
Product: CDGSH iron sulfur domain 2
Exons: 3
Coding region: 1682-2086 (134 amino acids)
Biological process (GO): regulation of autophagy; autophagy of mitochondrion
Cellular component (GO): mitochondrial outer membrane; intracellular membrane-bounded organelle
Molecular function (GO): 2 iron, 2 sulfur cluster binding
Source: RefSeq, a predicted model, not a curated record
GACAGAGGCGCUCAACUUCAAUGCGAAGUUGUUUGAUUCAGAGCUGGAGGAUUUACCUUAUGUAUCUUCAGCCAUAAAUAUUCUUCCCUCAGAAAGUUUCACAAACAAGGUUACAUCAUGACAUCUGAUGUGUAAUCUUUACAGAGUGAUUAUUCUGCAUUUUGAGCAUUUUGCUCUUUCAUUAUCUUGUCUAAUUGCAUGCAUUUGCCUACACCAGAAGGAAUCAUCUUAGGACAUCAGACAUAGUCAUUACAAGGAUAAACUUAGGUGAGGUAGAGAACUAAGAUACUCUGAGAUCACAGGAAUAUUCUUGCUAGCUAAAGAUGAUUCAUCAGGAAAUGUUAAUGUAGGGUCACAGUAAUAUUCAGGUGAGAAGCACAAACAAGCUGGAUUUGUUUGUCUCAAACCUAGCUUUCAGUAUUUGAGGUUUUUGCCUUAGUUCUUUAUGGUGAUUUUAACUUUUGGGUAAGAUUGUCCUGAACCAGUCAUUAAAGCAAACUAGCGAAAGAGAUCUAGCACUGCAUUUAUCCUAGUCAAUACAACGCAAACACGACUGUAAGUAGAUUCAUCCAAAGACAGACCAGUGGGUUCACAUGACUCAAUAAAUACCUUACACCUUCAUUGCUUUGCUGAACACUAUUAACUUACCCCCAAACUUCUUAAUUCUGGGCUGGCAGGGAAAGUGCACAGUUGAUAGGGGCAGAUAUGGUGCAGUUUCCAUACAUCGAGGGACAGCUGUGCUCCUGUCAAGACUGCAUAAGGAAGGAAAUGUAUCUUCUAAAAGGACUGCACUACUUCAGCUUUCCCAAAGAUAGUUGUGCUCUGUGCUACAUGCUAUUAGCACUUCAUGGAUUCAUUCACAGUAGGAAAGAAUCUUGAACCAAAUGGUGUUGGACUCGUGACCAAAGGACUAACUCAAGAGUCUUCGGGUCUGGCUGGGUUGUCUAAAUUGACCUGGAAUGGCUACAUAUUUCUUACUUUUUUUCCUCCUGGCUACACAGGCAAUUUUCUAUGCCAAAACGACCAGUGUCCUAGACAUAAAAUUCAAUAAAAUUAAAGUGCUCAGUCAUAGAGCUUGUUCUGCACAAACUAUUGCCAAACAUGAGGCAGAUGAGCCUCUUCAUGUAAUAUUAAACCUCUCAGCACUCACAUUAUCCCACCUCAGAAGAGUUAUGAUACCAUAUGAAAAACACCAUCCAUAUGAAGAAAAACUUUCAGUCCUUUACUUCAAUAUUUUUAAAACCGUCGACAUGAAAAGCAACUUUAACGCAACAGGGUGACGACAGGUUAUAUAUAGCAUGUAAAACUGAAGCCACACAGAGUUAUUAAAGCCGCACUCCCUCACCUCCCUAGCUGUACCUUCACGUGAGGCCCGGGCAGGAGGACACCUGGCUCCCGGAGGCGCCAUGAUGGCUCCCAACGCUCUCGACCCCGGCCUGGCCCCGCUGCCCACCGGGCUCCGCCGCCACUGCCGCCGCUCCCGCCCGCCCGUGACGCUCCCCACGGCGGCGCCCGCCGGAAGCGCGGCCCGAUCUGAGGGGAGCCGGCGGUACCUCCGUGCGCAUGCGGUGCCGCCACCGCCGUCGCCCCGCCCCGCGGCGCAUGCUCGACGGGAGUAUCGCGGAGCAGCGCGGCAGCCGCCGCGGCGUGGUUCCCCUUUGACCCCGCCGCCGCCGCCGCCAUGGUGCUGGAGAGCCUGGCCCGCAUCGUCAAGGUCCAGCUGCCCGCGUACCUCAAGCGCCUGCCGCUGCCCGAGAGCGUCGGCGGCUUCCUCCGCCUCACAGUUGCAGAAUGGCUGCGGUUAUUGCCUUUCCUGGGCGUGCUGGCCUUGCUCGGUUACCUCGCUGUUCGCCCGUUCCUCCCCAAGAAGAAACAGCAGAAGGAUAGCUUGAUUAACCUGAAGAUCCAGAAGGAAAAUCCAAAAGUAGUGAAUGAAAUAAACAUUGAAGAUCUGUGCCUCACUAAAGCUUACUGCAGGUGUUGGCGUUCUAAGACGUUCCCUGUCUGUGAUGGCUCCCACAACAAGCACAAUGAAUUAACAGGAGAUAAUGUAGGUCCACUAAUACUCAAGAAGAAAGAAGUAUAGCAGAUGCUUAAUCCACUAGAUCAUGACUGAUUAAAAAGUCUUUUUAUACCAUUGUAGUUGCAAGGGACAGCAUUUUAUUAUGUGAUUGGUAUGAUUUAAUCUAAUGAUUGCUGUAGAUUUCUUUUUGGAAUAAACUGCAUUUAGACAGUG